Molecule: messenger RNA, 1941 nt
Organism: Culex pipiens pallens (northern house mosquito)
Lineage: Eukaryota; Metazoa; Arthropoda; Insecta; Diptera; Culicidae
Product: esterase B1-like
Exons: 4
Coding region: 188-1888 (566 amino acids)
Source: RefSeq, a predicted model, not a curated record
AGUUUAGGGGUCAGCUUUGGCGCACAAUUUUGCACAGUCACACCACAAAGCUCUCGCUCAGCCUCAGUCCAAAUACGCAACUCGGAAGUGAUGUGAUUUUAUUGAAUUUGGCACCGUGACGUGAGCUGAAUUGUGUUGAUCCAUCCUGGAAGCUGCCGAAGAGGGUGAAGUGAUAAAUUUUGCUACGAUGACUCUGCUGGUGGUGUUGGUGUUGUUUAUUACUGUGAACUUGUUGAAUGCACUUGCGCUGGUACAGCCACCACCGUCGUGCAGUGUUCGGUUUGAUGAAAUCAGUCGGGGGUUCGGGAUUUCCAAGCGGACGUUCAACGGAGUUUCGUACUGUGAAUUCCUUGGAGUUCGGUACGCAGAAGCACCCAAAGGUCAUCUGCGAUUUGAAAAUCCGGUCUUGUUUCGACCACGAGGGGUGCAGAAUUACACCAAAUCGGGCAACAUUUGUCCCCAGCUGGAUGAUCUGAACGAUGCUACCAAGGUAGUUGGCGAUGAGGACUGUUUGGUUCUGGACGUGUAUCAACCUGCUCCAAAAGAUGAACAGAAACUCCCAGUGUUGGUGUUUGUUCAUGGGGGAAGCUUCGCAGUCGGAUCAUCUACGAGUGAUUUCCACGGAGUUGAUCUUCUUGUAGAGAAUGGAAUCAUCGUAGUCAGCAUUCAAUACCGAUUGGAUCCACUGGGAUUCCUACAGUCGUCCCAGUUCAACAUCAGUGGAAACUUUGGCCUCAAAGAUCAACGCACCGCCCUGCAGUGGGUUCAGCAGUACAUCCACCUCUUCGGUGGCGAUCCCUCCCGGGUAACCCUCAUGGGCCACAGCGCCGGAGCAGCUUCCAUCACGUACCACCUGUACUCGAACAGUUCCAAAGGACUGUUCCAGCAGGCCUUCGCCCUCGGCGGUUCCAUGCUGGCACCGUGGGCCUUCCUGUACAACGCGGACAGCUAUUCACGGCAAUACUUCCGCGAUCUCAACAUAACCUCAAUCGAACAGCUGAAGCAGGUCGACUUCCGGACAUUCUGGAACGAGGACAUCAUCUACCGCUUCGCCACCGUAAGUUACGGAUUCUGCGUCCCCAGUGCCGAGCUGGACCACCCACAAGCCUUCCUCACCGUACCUCCCCAAGAUCUGAUCCUGCAGAACCCCAUCAACGCCGUUCCACUUCUCUUCGGCCAAUCCUCAGAAGAGUUUGAGCUGUUCCUCAGUUACGUCCACGAUUACUGGAUGGGAGAAAACUUCCCCAACAUUCACAACGAAACGCUCAAAAGCUUCAUCGAUACCGUGGUAGACCGGGCGGCGGAACUUGCCGAGCGUGAUGGAAUCGAACUGGAUCGGAACAUUUUCUACAUCGAACUGGCCAACACUGCGAAUUGGUUCUUCCCAAACAAGAACCUCCUGAAAGAGUACUCCCGGAGGGUCCCGGAAAACACGUACUUUUUCCGGUUUCAGUACGAUGGGAGGUUCGGCUGGUUCAAACGGGAGUUUCACGAAAAGUUGGCUGGCGUUAAGCAUUACGGAGCGAUUCAUGGGGAUGAGCUGGGGUACAUUUUCACUCCUUACAAUGUUCGAGAAGCGCUGGCGAACAGGAGUGCAUUUGAGGAUGAAUGGAGGGUGCACGAGAGGACAGUCGAGUUGGUGGCAAACUUCGUUAAAUUUGGGUCACCAAAUCACCAAGAAUCUAUGCCACAUUGGCCACCGUAUGAUGGAAACUCGGAAGAUCCGAAAUAUUUAAACAUUGAUCGAGAGUUCGAAGUGCGAUCGGAUAGGAAUAACCUUUACUAUUCAUUCUGGGGAAUCAUCUACCGAUGUUUGUACUACUACAACUGUAGCGAUAUCGAUGAGCUUUUGUGGCUAGUGGGAAAGGCUGAAAAGCUGUCACAGUGAGUUGGAGUCAUGUACUACUGAAUUUUAAUAAUAAAGAAGCUUUAAUAUUUUUU